Messenger RNA from Oppiella nova, 597 nucleotides. NCBI's taxonomy places the organism in Eukaryota, Metazoa, Arthropoda, Arachnida, Sarcoptiformes, Oppiidae. The record is from the annotation of a GenBank genome assembly.
AUGAAGUGCUGGUCCUCACAGUUCUCGCACAUCGCCUACGAGUAUAAGAGAGGUUACGGACAGCCUAUCAAUAGUCCGAUGGCUGUCGUCAUACAAGAGAUGAUUGGCUGCGAAUCGGCGGGAGUUAUGUUCACUUGUGAUCCCAUCACCGGUGAUGAGAGGUUUCUGGAGAUUACGGGCAAUUAUGGGUUGGGAGAAUCAGUGGUGUCGGCGUCUUCAGAGCCGGACACAAUCAAACUGUCGGUCAAUAUUGAGUCCAACUCUCUGUCCAAACGAAGACAUAUCAACCGAAUUGAGUCUAAAGUGAUCGGACGGAAGAAGACGCUAAUAAAGUUGUCUGAAAGUGGGGGCACUGUCGAGGAAGUGGUUAGCGAUACGAGUAAUUGUUGUGUCAGUGAUCAGGAUUUGAUGCGUUUGGGAGAUAUUGGGCUUAAGAUUCACAAACACUACGGAAACGCGAGAGAUAUAGAGUGGGGUGUGAAAGGGGGACAAAUAUUUAUGCUACAGUCGAGACCUGUCACCAAUUUGGACAACUCGUACACGGAUUAUGAGAUUAUGCACGAAAUGGACAGCCCCCUGGAAACGCGAGAGAUAUAG